GGCGUGUGCUGUGUAAACUGAGGUGGAGUGCGACAAGCAUAUAUAUGCGUACAAAUCCAUAUAUAUGCGUACAAAUCCAUUAUCGCACAUGCUUGUGGUUUUUAAAGAUUUCGUUUGUACACCGUUAGUUCUUCGGAAAUAGCCUGGCAUGCGAGCAGACGUCCUUAGAAUGGUAGUUGGUGUUGAGGAUAUGAAAGCGUACACACAGAUGAAGCAGAUAGUUUCAGAUACUUGCAUACUCAAUAGCGGCGGGCACGAGAUACGAAAACAUAUGUUUUCCAACCACAUAUGAUGUUAGAAAACGGAGGGAUUGCGAUAAAGAUUGAGUCAUUCACUUUAGUAUAAUUCUUCGCAAAUACACAACUCUGUGUGACUAUUUGAAGGGACGCAGACAUAUCCGCCAAAAAAUACGACUGUGCAUACUGUAGUUGCAAUAGUGUAUAAUUAAAGGGGGUUUGGCAUUUCAGAGCAGUGGAGUGACCACAUACCAAGUGCAGAUUAUCAUAUUCCAAGAGAUCAAAGCGGUUUAUGCAUAUUACAGUGCCAUUGUACAGCCGAUGUCACGGUCGGGAAAUACUUAUGUGAUAUUAAGCCCCUAAACGUAUCAGGACCUAGGAAAACCAUAGGGACAGUCUUGUGACAAAAUAUUAUUAUAAUACACACCUAUACACAUCUAUACAAAGACACGUACUUUUUAAACAACUCGAAUAUUUCAAGUGUACAAUAAUGUACAGCCGGGGCAGGAAAGCCGUGACAUACGCAGUAGCCAGAUACUUCUUGGCAUCCUGGCUGCUGACCUACGCGAAUCAGUACUUCUUUGGCGAUGAACACGAUCUGGAUAGCUUUGCACUGUUCAUGACAUGGUUUCAGUGUGCGGCUAGCAUGAGUGUCUUCUACUUCGCCCCCUUUCUUAACAUGGGGCCUGCCUUCAAACUGGACCCGACCGUAUCGCGUGAGAUACUACCGCUGUCGACCGUCUUCAUAUUCAUGCUGCUGACAAAUGUCUAUGCCAUCCACCAUGGCGAGGAUACCUUCUAUCCCGUCGCACGGUCUUUGACGGUGAUUCUGACGGUGUUUCUGUCGUACGCCACCCUCGGCCAUGUGACAUCGGCUGUGAGAAUGGUUAGCGUUGGCAUCAUGGUGUGGGGUUAUCUGCUGGCAGAUACACAGGAGGUUUUGCUCACAAUGAAUGGUUCCCUGAGCGGUAUCACCACAGCCGCAUUUGUGUCCGUUUACGCAAUACUUGUCAGCCAGAAGCUUCCCAGUGCGGGAAAUUCCAGCUGGCGAUUGAUGCAACACAACUUCGUCAACACAACAAUAGGCUUAAUACCCAUUCUGCUGCUCAGCGGGCAGUUCACGGGCUUGUUCCAUGUACCUCAGGCCUUCACACUGAGCUUCUGGAUUCGUCUUUGUCUCAACGGCUUCUUGGGCGGUGUGGUAUCAAUCUGCAUGGCCGAUCUGCUGCAAGUAACCUCUCCCCUCACUUUCGCAGUGAGUAACAUGGCAAAGUUCGGUACUCAAGUGCUGCUUAUGCACGUACUUUUGGGUCAAGAGAUGAUCUUCCUCGACUGGGUGUCGAUCUUGUUUAUAGUCGGUGGCGUUAUACUUUACAUGCUGGAUCGUGGUGUGGAUACAGCCACCACAAGCACGCCUCAUACGCAUGAGAGUGAAGUGGGUGCUCCGCUACUGAACCGGCCGUAA
This is a messenger RNA of Sphaeroforma arctica JP610, 1701 nucleotides long. RefSeq lists its product as hypothetical. The transcript is spliced from 5 exons. Gene Ontology annotation, cellular component: Golgi apparatus. The record is from RefSeq and is a predicted model, not a curated record. The coding region runs from base 727 to 1701 and encodes 324 amino acids. Lineage: Eukaryota; Ichthyosporea; Ichthyophonida. Gene Ontology annotation, molecular function: antiporter activity.